UUCUCCCUCAGGGCUGAGGAUUACCUUCAUAUUAUCUUUUUGACAUGCCCGGUCGAAACACUAGCUUUCUCUCCAAUCAAGCACCUUCCCUGUCAAAUGGUUUUAGAUGCGGUAUUCGACGAACGGAAUGAUAGAUAUCAAUGCUUUUCCUUUUUGUGAGCUGGUGAACGUGGUGACAGGCUCCGCCUCUUAUGUCACGAACACCUGGGGGUGGGGGAGGAAUGGAUGGACUUUUCUAGCCCUGGGGCCUAAAUCCUUUGAGUGGAGUGGACAUGUGGGCAACAACGAUCGAUUUCCCCGAGGAGUGCCCGAAAAGUACGUCUGGCAGGAGGAUGUUAUUUUUGCGCUGAUGAUAGAUGCCUCUACGGAGAAUAUGGCCGGUUCUCAACUUGAUGGUAACUCGAGUAGACUGGCUAUUUCAGCUCUCCGACAAUGAUAACAUGCCAGAGACACCCGUAGCCUGCCUUCUAUCCCCGAACCAGCCCUGCGCACAGCCGGUAGAUCACCAUGAUAUAAGAAAGGCCAUUCUUCUACCUUCCAAGUCAAUCAAGAUUCACGCAUCUCCCUUUCUAUUUCCAUUUUUCUUUCGUUUGCCCAGAUAUUUUCACGCCACCAACUACCAGCCACUAGGAAACAAUCGCAUCUCUCCCAAAAACCCUGCCUCUAGAUCUCUCCAAAUGUCCCAAACUUUCCUCAGAGCAGGCCGGUCACCUCCGCCACUUCUACAAUAUCGGCACACCAGUCUCGACAGUGACUGGCCACAUAUGGUCACACAGGAUCCGGACCAAGCAUUCUUAGAUGCAUACCGCUACCAGCUCGCACCCAUUGCCUACACUGCUGGUUUGGCACACUACCAUCGUCCUCCCAGUCAUGCGCAGUCUCUUCAAACCGUUGAUCCGCAACCUGAUCCACAAAAUGCUGCGCAAUGAGGUCUGGAGCCACUAGUGCCUGACAUCCCAGGCUGAGCUACAUGAGCUACGCAAACCCUAG
This is a messenger RNA of Blastomyces gilchristii SLH14081, 990 nucleotides long. RefSeq lists its product as uncharacterized. The coding region runs from base 357 to 929 and encodes 190 amino acids. Lineage: Eukaryota; Fungi; Ascomycota; Eurotiomycetes; Onygenales; Ajellomycetaceae. The record is from RefSeq and is a predicted model, not a curated record. The transcript is spliced from 2 exons.